Molecule: messenger RNA, 266 nt
Organism: Funneliformis geosporum
Lineage: Eukaryota; Fungi; Glomeromycota; Glomeromycetes; Glomerales; Glomeraceae
Source: the annotation of a GenBank genome assembly
AGAGAUAUUCUGAUUUUUGGGGUGAUGUACAAAAAUGGAACGUGUUUUAUAUAACCAAAGUGCCUGACUGCACACCGCAAAGUUCUCAUUCAGCACUUAAAAGCGAGCUUGAAAUACUUUUAAAUAAGCUACCAAUAAAUAGUAAAAAAUAUAAAACUGCAACCUCAAUUAAUAAAAGUCUCUCAGAAUUUCUGCGGUUUUCUGGAUGGGAGGAGAGUGUCGUGUCGAGAGUUACGGAUUCCGUUCAUGACACGCAUUUGUCAUAA